Mucor mucedo is the source of this 393-nucleotide messenger RNA. RefSeq lists its product as uncharacterized. The record is from RefSeq and is a predicted model, not a curated record. Bases 1 to 393 code for a protein of 130 amino acids. NCBI's taxonomy places the organism in Eukaryota, Fungi, Mucoromycota, Mucoromycetes, Mucorales, Mucoraceae. The transcript has 3 exons.
AUGACUACGACAGCAAGACACCGACAUAUGUACGACAACAAGGUGACGAAGACAACCAAGUAUGCAAGACAACCAAGUAUGCAAGACAACCAGAUAACAAGUAUUGACGAAAGGAAUGCGAGUAAGACAACCAGAUAUGUAAGACAACAAAAUUACAAGGAUUCCAAGGUUUCUAUGACAACACGUAACAAAGCAACCAAGGCAUUUAAUAAGAACACAAAACAACUACCCAGCCAACAAGUUGCCCUCGACAACCCAGUUGCCUUCGACAAAGAUGUUGCCCUCGACAACGAUGUUGCCCUCGACAACGAUGUUGCCCUCGACAACGAUGUUGCCCUCGACAACGCUGUUGCCCACGACAACGCGGUUGCCUACGACAAAGCUGUUGCCUGA